GUGGAGGCUUGUCAGGGGUGUGGACAUAAGAACAGGGCAGGGUACAAGAGGGUGAAGCGGUUGGUGCUGCUGUUUGUACAUUUGGAGUCCAAGCCUGAAAUUAGUUCCAGCAGAAGGAAUUAGACUUGAGGAGAACCACGUCCGUCUGACAAACAGUCAUCAUGCUCUUCCUUAUCGGCAUCUUCAUCCUUCACAUCUCAGCCAUCGUGCUGCUCCUGGUGGCUACCAUUGACAAUGCCUGGUGGGUAACAGACACCAUGCGCACUGAUGUGUGGGGUCGGUGGCUGAAGAUCAAUGGAGUUUGGAACCUCACAGACCUCCCCACAGGGACAGACUACCCACAAGACUACCUCCAUGCAGUGCAGGCCACCUCUGUACUGGCAUGCAUUUUCUCCUUCAUCGCCGCAUUUGUGUUUUUGGCUCAGCUCUUCACCCUCCCAAAGGGCCAAAGGUUUACCAUUACCGGUGCAUUUCAGUUGCUGGCCUGCGUGUUCAUCAUGAUCGCAGCUUCCAUCUACACAAACCGUUUCCAUGUCAACGAGAGUCAGGGCAGCUACGGCCACAGCUACAUCCUGGCAUGGAUCGCCUUUGGCCUGUCAUUCGUCUCCUCCAUAACUUACUUUGUGCUACGUAAGAAGUCAGCGUGAGGAGGAGCAAAGACCAGCUGAUCAUCUGGUGCUGUCUGUCUGACUGGGCCUUUGCUCAGACAGUAAAGGUUUUGGACUCUAGACUGUUGUGAACGCCGUCAAUGAAUCACAGAUGUAUUCGAUUCCACAGUCGAAUCUUUUCAUUGUAUCCAAGGAAUGAUUUCUUGCCAAUUAAAUGAAAAACAACUAUUUUUUCUACUAUUAUAAAGAAAGUUGAUAACACUUUAUUAUAAGGACUUGUUUGAAAUAGUUCAUUUAUUUAUUUGCCCAGUCUUUUUUUUUUUAUAAAUUAGUUUUAGCAAAACCCACCUUCACAUGUGAUAAACACAAGUCCUCUAGGAGCAAACAAUGCAGACAUGAGUGUAAAACCCUCAUAAUAUUGUGUUAUCUUUCAAAUGAGUCAAUAUUAUAAGAAAAUAGUGGAAAAUUAAAGUCAUUUUUAUUGUAUUAUUGUUAAAUAUGUGGAGUCAGGUUGAAACAGGGUGUGACUUUCAGUUUGUGUUUUUUUUUUUUGUAUAAAUUUAUCACAAAUAAAAUGCUUUCUUGUGUCUAA
This is a messenger RNA of Oryzias latipes (Japanese medaka), 1200 nucleotides long. RefSeq names its product epithelial membrane protein 1b (gene emp1b). Lineage: Eukaryota; Metazoa; Chordata; Actinopteri; Beloniformes; Adrianichthyidae. The record is from RefSeq and is a predicted model, not a curated record. Gene Ontology annotation, cellular component: plasma membrane.